AUGUUCCUGGUUUUGGGAGUUGUGUUGCGGCUGGGCCUGGCCGCCGGCUUGCACGGGCGGGCGGACCGCAGGACUUCUGACCGGACGACCGUCAGGCUGCUGUUGGACCCGCUGCUGCGUCACCUGACCAGCGCCCACCAAGACCACCUGGCCAACGUGUCGCUCUCGCCCUGGACCUACAGAGAAUCCAACAUGGCCUGGCGUCUCCCAAGGGUGUUGUCCAACGCCCGCUGCCUGACAAGCGGCUGUCUCGGCCAGCCGGGCGGCGGUGAAGACGCGACCUUGCAGGUCCGCCCUAUCCAGUAUCAGGUCCUGGUUUUGCACAGGUGAGCACAGAAACAAGGAAGUAAUAAAAAGAAGAAGAACCUGAGCAAGAAGAAGAAGAACAAAUAUGAAUUCAGACUGGGAACAGAAAUGAUUACAGUCGGCUGCACUUGUGUGAGAAACACUUAAUAACACACACACACACACACACACGCACGCACGCACGCACGCACGCACACACACACACACACACACACACACACACACACACACACACACACACACACACACACACACACACAGUACACACUUAAUAUAACACACACAGACAGACACACUUAUUGACACACACUUAGUGCUUAUUGACACAUUUGUUACUUAAAAACACACUUAAUAACACACACUUAUUCCUUAUUAACUUACACUUAUUGCUUAUUGACACACACUUAGUGCCUAAUAGCACACACUUAAUAACAUCACUUAGUGCUUAUUAACACACACUUUUUGCUUAUUAACAUAAAGUUGUUGCUUUUUAACAUACAAUUUGUUAACAUACACUUCUUGCUUAUCAACAUUGUUAUUGUUUAUUAACAUAGACAUAGUUAUUAUUAAUGUACAGUUAUUGCUUUUUCACUUGUGUGUGAGAUCAUGUCUUCUAGAAAAUAAUAAAGAAAUAACUCGGCUUUUUAAAAUAGAAUCAAAAUCAGCGUUUUGAGGCAACAUGAAAGGAGCUGAAAGAAAAAAAAAGCUUUUUGUUUUGGUUUUUGUUCUAAAAUGACAAACGCAAAUUUCAAUGGGAAAUCGUGAAAAUCCAAUUAAUUGGUUCCAGACACUCCAGAAUGUGGACACACCUAAAAAAUAUGGACACAUGUAAAAUCAAAAUGGACACAGGUAAAAAAUAUGAACACAUGUAAAAAAAAAAAAAAGGAUAUAUUUAAAAAUAUGGACGCACAUAAAAAAAA
Molecule: messenger RNA, 1226 nt
Organism: Entelurus aequoreus (snake pipefish)
Lineage: Eukaryota; Metazoa; Chordata; Actinopteri; Syngnathiformes; Syngnathidae
Product: interleukin-17F-like
Exons: 4
Biological process (GO): inflammatory response
Cellular component (GO): extracellular region
Molecular function (GO): cytokine activity
Source: RefSeq, a predicted model, not a curated record